GUUGAUAUAUAAAAUUGUACAGGUAAUCUGACCUUAAACUGUCAUACCUGUGUGGCCCGGUAACUAGCAGUAGGGGAAAACAAUCUAUAAAUGUAAUAGUCAGAAGGGGGCGUGGCAAUCAUGUAAACAAAGUAAUGGCAGACGAAGUCGUUGCGGGAAUAGUGUCUUCUCUUAAAGAACUACUUGAUGAAGAAGAGCAGUUGAUUAAAUAUAGUAGGAAAAUUUUGAGAGAGGAGAAUGGUUUCUCAGUAUUCGUAGAUGACAAAAUAAAGAAAUUGUUUAGUCUUGCGUUUGUUUACAAAAAUAUAUUCCAAAAGCACGAUGUCAAAACCAAGGAGGAAUUUGAACGAUUGAUCAGAAAAUAUUUUAGACAUUCAGAUGUUAGAGACUUGCACGAUGAAUUAGUUGACACAGAGGUGGAAUGGGAUUCUAUACUAAAAGACCUUGAUCAAAGAAUGGGGGCUUUGUCUGAUGGAAAAGUAUUGAGUAUAGGAGAUAAAGCACCAGUUGAUACUGAGCUGGUGGAUGCACGCUCUGGACAAUCUACAUCCAUAGAACAGUUCUUAGCAGGCGGAAAGCACAUUGUUCUUGUUCUACUAAGACAUUUCGCGUGAUUACCGUGACGAAAUCACGUUGCACAACUCGAAAGAGCCAUGGAUGACAUUACAAAAGCAAACGGGUCAGUAAUUCUGAUUUCAUUUGGACUAAUAGAAGGUGCGGAAAAGUGGUUAGAAGAAACAAAGUCGAGUUUCCCGAUGCUUUUGGAUACUGAAAGACGAAUUUAUUUAGCGUUUGGUCUUCCAAGGUCAGUUGCAAAAGUUUGGGGAGUUGGCAGUAUGGUAUAUUAUGCAGAGAAGAUGACACAGGGUAUACCACUACCAAAACCUUACGAAAACAUCCAUGACGAUGCAAUUCAGAUGGGAGGCGAUUUCAUUAUUAAUAAAAAUGGAGAUGUCACCUUUUUGUAUUGCAGCCAAACUUCGAGCGAUAGACCAUCGAUUCCAACCGUACUUGAAGCUAUUAAAGGUUGUGAGAAAUAAAUGUGACAAAAACUGGAACUACACAUAGUAUUUGAUUUUCGACAUGAAAGUGUAUGAUAGUUAUAGCUGAAAACAAAGAAUGUUGGCUGUAGCUGGAUCGAACUUUUUGUCAUCACAUGCUAAAUUUUAGUAUUUUGUUGCGUUUAUCAUUUUCAAAAUUUAUUAGUUAAUUUAUAAAUGAUAUAUGUGGCA
Molecule: messenger RNA, 1232 nt
Organism: Mytilus trossulus (common blue mussel)
Lineage: Eukaryota; Metazoa; Mollusca; Bivalvia; Mytilida; Mytilidae
Exons: 2
Source: RefSeq, a predicted model, not a curated record